CAACAAACCCAAUUACUAGGCUUUAUUGAUACUAAAAGGAAAAGUUCCCCUCGUAAAAUUUCUCUGAGCUUAUUAGUUAUUUAAAUCAGCCCCAGGGUUGGACGCGUGACGCCGCAGGCACCUUCUGUCGGCUCCUGGAGGUGAGCAGCCAGCGUCCCUGCGCCGACCCACAGCCCCUUGCUCGGUCCUGGGCACUCGGGGCGAAGGCGGGCGCAAGGAGCCGAGGUGAGCCACUGGGCAGGGGCGCAGGGCCCGGCACGCCGGGGGAGAGCUCCGCGUGGCCUAGGGUAGGACACCGGGCAUCACACUUUGGAAAGGAACAGGUCCCAGCCAGUAAUAAGGGAGUAGGCGAGUAGGCCACGCGACCGCGGGAGGAGGAGGUCAGCCGGCCCGCUGCCUGGCUCGCCAGACCCCGGCCCGCUGGGCACCGGCCCCUGCGACCCGGCCGGAGCGCUGGUGUUCGCGCCGUGAGUCCGGGCGCGGGGCGGCUCAGACCUCCAGGGCUCGCUAGUGUUUUUGUGGGUCUGGGAGCUUUGCAAUUGGGUGGGCACCAGGUGAAUUUACACCUUUCUGGGUCGCUGUCUCAAUAGUUGACAAGUCUCUCUGUGUGUAUGUGCGCGCGCGCGCGUGGAAAUGGUGGUGGGGGUGUAUGUGAACAGCUGAAUUUAUUGAAAAUAAACCCCAACCUGCCCAGUGAAGUCCUCUAAGCCCGACACGGGGUUCCCAAGUCCGGAUGUGGCUCCGGGACCGCGCGAGGUGAUGCCCUGUUCCUCUGGGCUUGGCUGUAGGGCGGGGAGGGAAGGCACCACGGGGUGGGGGAGAACUGAGCCCGAGUCGCCGCCGUCACAGCCACCUGGGCCUUUCCCGGAGGCCAAGGUCUUGACGGACUGAAAGGGUGUCCAGGGGAUUCGUGAUACCGAGAAAACAGGCGAGGCGCCAGCUCAGGAAGCCCUCUAAGUUGGUCCCCACUCCGCCGGAUACACUGCCCCCCUCGUCCCUGGCUCCAGUAGGUGUCUGGGAUCUUGGGUCCCGCAGCGGGCUUUUUCGCCCUUUCCGCUUGGUUCAAGACCGGCGUGGGCCCAUAGCCGCAAAGCGUUCGGGAGGCAACUGCGGUUUGGGUCCCCUUGCACCCGGCUGCCUGAGCUUGCCUGCCCCUACGAGGGGUGGGAGCGGAUUUCUGGACGCCUGCUGGCCUGCCUGAAAUUUGGGGUGCGGACGGGGUGCUAUCUUGGGCUACCCAGGUGUACUUUUCAUUUCAAGGGGUUGGGGCAAACUGUGGGCGUUCGUAUUUUGCACGCGCCAGGGCAUUUUUGUGUUGAGUGGUCCGGUGGUACCCUGGGCCAGGGACCUGCCCAUCCCCCGCCACAUCCUUAACCCGUGGACUGCAGGCGACGCGGAAGGGUUGGCUCCGGGACGCGACCGGCAGAGCCGGCGCCGAAGGUUUCGGCCUCAGCCCACGCGGUGGCGCUGUCGGGAGAGGACGCCAGGGCUCGGGGCCGGGACCCGGGCAGUGACCCGGGCUCGAGGGUGGCGGGACGUUGACGCCAAGCCGAGGCCUCGGGGCUCUUCGCAGCCACCUUGGGCCUGAGAUCCUCUGCCUCACUCGGUGUUUCCCUAAGGAAAACGCAGCGGGUGGGGAGCGCCACCCGGGGCCCCAACUCCGGCAGCUCCGAGCUGGGGGCGGGGACGCAGCGGCGGCUCCUUGGGCGCUUCCUUUUCUUCCCCCACCCUUGCCUUGUUGCCCCGGUUUACAGUCGAUUUCUACAAGUAAACUAGAUUAGCAGGGCAGUCAUUCUCUCGCAGCGUGGUUGCAGAAGGGGACCCACCUAUUAUGUUCUGGGCUCUGCAAAAGAAUGAAGGGCGCCCGGGGGGGGCGUUGCCUGGUGUGGCUAGGGUGGUGCUCCAGGCCGCAGGACCCUCCGUCUUCCCCGGUCCCCCGGCCCGCGGCCGCCGAAGGGACACCAGAUCUCCUGCCAACGACUCCCCCAGCUCUGAAACCUAUCUCCUCGCUUUCUUCCCCCAGGGCAGGCAGUGCCCACACCCGACGCCCAUCUCCUACCCCGGGGAGCCCAGUGCAGAAAGCUCCCGGUCCUCGCCCGAGGCAGCUCCUGGGCCGACCUUGGCACCUCCCUUCCCGCCCACCCGGACCCUGAACGGUCGGCCCCACUAGCCCCAGACCCUUGGGCCUCUGGGGUGCUAGGCUCACCGCCUAGCGCGGACUCGUUGCCCACCAUCCUUCCCCAUCAGUCGUCCCUCUGAGGCGUAUCUCUCUGCUCGGGCCGCAGGGGCUCUUUCGUUUGGGGCCGGAAGGAGGACCUCCAGUCUCUACCUCCGGCGGCCGACGGCUUCCUCCCCUCUCCGCCCCCGCCCAGGCCCCCUGAGCCGCCGGGGAAGCCAGGAGUCAUUUAUCUUUGCCUGGCGCGGGUUGGGAUUUGUCCGGCUCUGAUGCCAACGAGGAAGGCGUGCGGAUAACGAAAAGUACUGAACUCCUAAUAUCACCAAUUCUUCUAAGUUCCUGGACAUUGAUCCGGAGGAGGAUUCGCAGUUCAACAUCAAGGUCCCUGUGCGUUUUAUUGCGACCUGCCGGUGGGAACUUUGUCUCCGAGUCGGAGCAGCAUGGAGCGGCGGAGCGAGAGCCCGUGUCUGCGGGACAGCCCCGACCGGCGGAGCGGCAGCCCGGACGUCAAGGGGCCUCCCCCGGUGAAGGUGGCCCGGCUGGAGCAGAACGGCAGCCCCAUGGGAGCCCGCGGGAGGCCCAACGGCGCCGUGGCCAAGGCCGUGGGAGGUUUGAUGAUUCCUGUCUUUUGUGUCGUGGAGCAGUUGGACGGCUCUCUUGAAUAUGACAACAGAGAAGAACACGCUGAGUUUGUCCUGGUGCGGAAAGAUGUGCUUUUUAGCCAGCUGGUGGAGACUGCGCUCCUGGCCCUGGGGUAUUCUCACAGCUCUGCGGCCCAGGCCCAAGGAAUAAUCAAGCUGGGAAGGUGGAACCCUCUCCCCCUCAGUUAUGUGACAGAUGCACCCGACGCGACAGUGGCCGACAUGCUACAAGAUGUCUAUCAUGUUGUGACGUUGAAAAUCCAAUUACAAAGUUGUUCAAAGUUGGAAGACUUGCCUGCGGAGCAGUGGAACCAUGCCACAGUCCGCAAUGCCUUAAAGGAACUGCUCAAAGAGAUGAACCAGAGCACAUUAGCCAAAGAAUGCCCUCUCUCCCAGAGUAUGAUUUCAUCCAUUGUAAAUAGCACAUAUUAUGCCAAUGUGUCAGCAACCAAGUGCCAGGAGUUUGGGAGAUGGUAUAAAAAGUACAAGAAGAUUAAAGUGGAAAGAGUGGAACGAGAAAACCUUUCAGACUAUUGUGUUCUGGGCCAGCGUCCAAUGCAUUUACCAAAUAUGAACCAGCUGGCAUCCCUGGGGAAAACCAACGAACAGUCUCCUCACAGCCAAAUUCACCACAGUACUCCAAUCCGAAACCAAGUGCCCGCAUUACAGCCCAUCAUGAGCCCUGGUCUUCUUUCUCCCCAGCUUAGUCCACAACUUGUAAGGCAACAAAUAGCCAUGGCCCAUCUGAUAAACCAACAGAUUGCCGUUAGCCGGCUCCUGGCUCACCAGCAUCCUCAAGCCAUCAACCAGCAGUUCCUGAACCAUCCACCCAUCCCCAGAGCAGUUAAGCCAGAGCCAACCAACUCUUCCGUGGAAGUCUCUCCAGAUAUCUACCAGCAAGUUAGAGAUGAGCUGAAGAGGGCCAGUGUGUCCCAAGCUGUCUUUGCAAGAGUGGCAUUCAACCGCACACAGGGAUUGUUGUCUGAGAUUCUGCGUAAGGAAGAAGACCCUCGGACAGCCUCUCAGUCUCUUCUAGUAAACCUGAGGGCCAUGCAGAAUUUCCUCAAUCUGCCAGAAGUGGAGCGAGAUCGCAUCUACCAGGAUGAGAGGGAACGGAGUAUGAAUCCCAAUGUGAGCAUGGUCUCCUCGGCCUCCAGCAGUCCCAGCUCCUCCCGAACCCCUCAGGCCAAAACCUCGACACCGACAACAGACCUCCCUAUUAAGGUGGAUGGCGCCAACAUCAACAUCACAGCUGCCAUUUAUGACGAGAUCCAACAGGAGAUGAAAAGGGCCAAGGUGUCUCAAGCCCUGUUUGCCAAAGUGGCUGCAAAUAAAAGUCAGGGCUGGCUGUGUGAACUGCUCCGCUGGAAGGAGAACCCAAGCCCAGAAAACCGCACCCUCUGGGAAAACCUCUGUACCAUCCGUCGCUUCCUGAACCUUCCCCAGCAUGAGAGGGAUGUGAUCUAUGAGGAGGAGUCAAGGCAUCACCACAGCGAACGCAUGCAACACGUGGUCCAGCUUCCACCUGAGCCGGUGCAGGUACUUCAUAGACAGCAGUCUCAGCCAGCCAAGGAGAGUUCCCCUCCCAGAGAAGAAGCGCCUCCCCCACCUCCUCCGACUGAAGACAGUUGUGCCAAAAAGCCCCGGUCUCGCACAAAGAUCUCCUUAGAAGCCCUGGGGAUCCUCCAAAGCUUUAUUCAUGAUGUAGGCCUGUACCCUGACCAGGAAGCCAUCCACACUCUUUCGGCUCAGCUGGAUCUCCCCAAACACACCAUCAUCAAGUUCUUCCAGAACCAGCGGUACCAUGUGAAGCACCACGGGAAGCUGAAAGAGCACCUGGGCUCAGCGGUGGACGUGGCCGAGUAUAAGGACGAGGAGCUGCUGACCGAGUCAGAGGAGAACGACAGCGAGGAAGGCUCCGAGGAGAUGUACAAAGUGGAGGCUGAGGAGGAAAAUGCUGACAAAAGCAAGGCAGCACCUGCCGAAAUUGACCAGAGAUAAUGUGAACUUCUACUAGGCAAAGCAAUACAUCGGUCCAAGGAUUUUCUGCUUUCAUUUCUUUACAAGUUUUUUGUUUGUUUGUUUUUUGUUUUUGUUUUUGGGUUUUUUUUGCUUUAUUUUUGUCUUUUUAUGUCUGUUUUGUUUUUCUUACCCUUUUGGACAUUUCUUUGUUGCACAGGAUACACCUAUAGACUGAAUAAGUUCAGUAUUUCCGAAUCAGACAUCGCCUUGGCAAAGACACUAAAGCGUUACACUUUAUCCCGUCUCUAUGACUGGAUCAUAGUCAUUAUAAUCACAGGAGACUCUGCCUUCAUUAUCCUUGCACUUAACGGAAGUUACAUCAGGCAAGUUCCAGGAUGAAAAGAACUAUGAAAUAAAUGAAGGAAGCUACAAGUGUAUGUGUAUAUGUAUAUGUAUAUAUCUCUAUAUUUACAUAUAUAUAUUAAAAUUGCAUGGGACAGAGACUUUGCAAUCCGAAAGAAUAGACUGUGAAAUGAGUUCUUAAAGAAAAGACUUGUUUAUGUAUUAAAAAAAACCACUUCACAGUGAGUCGCUUUGGCUUUUUGAUAAACUGCGGCCUGCUCUCAGGGUGGGGUGACUAUUUUUGAAUUCCUAUUUAUUUUUUGUGUUUGUCCCUGAUUUUUUUUUUUUUUUAAUUCUAUGGCUUCCUAUCUGGCAGCUUAAUGGGUAAUUUUUGAGGUAUGUAUUUAACAAAAUAAACAACACUGCCGAAAAAAAAAAAAAAAAAGUAAAGUGAAAAAAAUCAGGGCACAUUAAAAUGAUACAAGUCAAAUUAAUCUUAAAGACACAAUGCACACUUAAAAUGACUCAAUAAAAUGACUUGCUACGUUCCGUUAUUCAAUUUGUCAUUACUGUAGUGAACAGAUGCAUUUCUCUGGAAUUCCAAAUAAGUAAAACUGAAAUUCAGUGCAGAGAAAACUUUGUCCAUUAGUGCAAGUCUUGAUCAAAUGACAUUUUGACAUUGGACAUAUGGUAUUCAUAGUAUGAGCCACAUUUUGUUGUGAAAUUUAUUUUCCUGCUUGUGGCUUCAAAUCUGAAAAUUAAUAAGCCUGCUCGUUGAAAAGUUGUUUGUUGUUGCUGUUUUUUUUUUGUCUUUUUGUUUUUUACUAGAAAAUAGUUCAGUGUAAUAUUAAGUUAGAAAAGAAGUUGCCGCCCAGUUAAAGGGGCUCCCUCUCAAAGAAAUCUCCAUCCUUCCCUCUCCCAAAAGACGUUUCUGAUUUCUGUUUCACUUUGGGCUUCCUCUUCUUUGUACACAUUCCAUCUACCUAAUCAAACAUUUUCAGUCCCUAAUCUCUCCUGUCCCUUUUCCUGGGAUGACAGCCCUAACAAGAACUGUUUUUGAAUUGUUGUGCAGCUCCAGGCAAUAGAGUAUGUGAAGCGAUUUCAGUAGAAUCACCUACUCAUCAUAAAAGAAAACAUUAUCCCAGUUACCUACAUCGCAAUUACCUUAUGUAAAGCAGAACUAAUGCUGACUGGAUGUUUAAUGGGAUGAGCAUUAAAGCUGCAAUCUACUAUAGUACUCCAGAUCUCUUUCAGCUUCCUAUGAGAAACACCAGAAGCAUUACUUUCCACUUCUACUUACAGUAAUUGCAAGAGGAGACCUCACAUUCAGGACUGGCCUAGUGAACGCAAUCCAUGGUUUAAACUGGCCAUUAAACAGUCCCACAUGGUUGGAUUUUUUUUUUUUUUUUUUUGAGUUGUGCUUUCACGAAACCUUGUCAAAGACCUCAUGCAAUAUCACUUUGAAAGUUAUUUUCUGUUUACUACACAAACAUUGUAAUAUAACUGUUAAUACUAUUUAUAUAUUUGAAAGGUAUAAAAGGUAGGAGUUAAAAAAAAAACCUCUAUGUGUAGAUAUUAACUCAGAACUUACAAUAUACAGGGAGAAGACAUGUUGCAAUACAAGCUAAUUCUAGCUGCUCAGUAACCUCUGGAGUUUUUAAAGGGACAUUUUCCUGUACUUUUUCAAAUAAUGAUGUUUAAAAAUUAUCUUGACAUGAGCGUCAUAUACCUUUGCAAAAGGAUGGUUGUUUGCAGUUAGCCCUGGCCCCAUCCUUCCUAUUUCUGUAGUAUGCUGCAGCUUUAAUCAGAAAGUCCAUGGUUGCUGCUUCCUGAUCUCCGAGUUACUCUUUCCAAAUUGUCUUCUUACACUGUUGCUGAAGGUCACUCUGUACACGUAAUGGAAACUGAUUUUGCCAAGCUCUUACAAGGUGGUUCAUCUAUCGAUGGCAUCCGCAUUUGGUAUCUUUUACACUUCAACCAAAAAUUUAUUAGGUAUUUUUCAAUGCUAAGUCUUGCCUUUUAUUUUUUAAUUUCACUGCCAAGUUUGCAGUGGUUCUAAGUGAAUCUGUGGGCAUUUUAGCCUGUGGUCUUGCCAGAUCUUUGCGAAUUACAAUGCAUAUAUGUCUAUUUAUUCAAUAUCUGUCAUAUAAUAUCUAUUUGGAAGAAGAAACUUUCUCUUGUAGUGCCUCUUGACAAAGCACAAUUUCCCGCCUUUUUUUUUUUUUUUUUUGUGAAAUGAAGAAAACAAAUUGUGUUUUAUUGCGGUAUCAACAAUGUGAAUAAGGAUUAACAUAUUGUAAAUGUUCUUUUUUCCAUGUAAAUCAACUAUCUUUGUUAUCACUAAGUGAUAAUUAAUUUUUAACUUAUGUGCAUUGUUAGGCUGUUAGAAUUUUUUGGUUGUUAAAAUAAACGCAUUCAAUAAA
Molecule: messenger RNA, 7544 nt
Organism: Pongo pygmaeus (Bornean orangutan)
Lineage: Eukaryota; Metazoa; Chordata; Mammalia; Primates; Hominidae
Gene: SATB2
Product: SATB homeobox 2
Exons: 12
Coding region: 2617-4818 (733 amino acids)
Biological process (GO): regulation of transcription by RNA polymerase II; chromatin remodeling
Molecular function (GO): DNA-binding transcription factor activity, RNA polymerase II-specific; RNA polymerase II cis-regulatory region sequence-specific DNA binding
Source: RefSeq, a predicted model, not a curated record